GCUUUUGGCCUGAGAAUGGGGAAAAGUGAAAAAGUCUGGCCAUAAAUCAGCUGAAUAGGAAUUAAAGAAAAGAAAUGAACAACUGAUUUUUAAAUACAUCAGUCUGUUAUUGGAGUGUUUUAAUGUAGUUAGUAGUACUAUCAGGUAAACAUGAAGUUUUAAAUCUAAAGCGCUUAAUUAUGUGCUGUCGAAAAUGUCGUUAAAAUUUCAUUUAUUGCAAAAAAAAUUAGAUAUUACCAAAUUUCAUUUAAUUGAAUUCAUUAGCUUACCUCGUCCCUAAUCUGGUUGCCGUAGCCGUAGGCUGUAGGCGUAGUACUAGUACUAGUACUAGUGAAGUACUAGUAGUAGUAUUAGUAUUAAGUAGCCUGGUAACCCCGUAGCCUUACUCACUGACUCGUAUUAUUAUUAUUAUUUCUUCCAGUAAAUACUUCUCAAAUAUUUUUUUUUUAAACACCAGAAUCAGACCUGCCUAAGCCUAAAGUUAAAGCUUUUAACUUACAUUACAAUUACAAUACUUACAACUUACAUACAUUACAUUUGAAAAAUUUUAAUAUUUUUAAUUUUAAAAUAUUUUGGUAAACCCUUAUUUUGUACCGGUAGCCUGAUAAGUAUUAAAUAAUUCUUUAUUUUUAAAUUACAGAAGAGUGAAAUAUGGAUAAGGCCCAUAAAGAAAUUAUUCAAAAGAAUUUCAUGAAACUUGUUGAUGAAAUCAGUACUCAAGUUGAGCAGGUUACAUCAUUGCUUCUUAAUGAGCAUCAAAUUAUUACAAAGCGUAUGUGGGAGGAUGUUGUUCAGGUAGACACUACAAAUAUUUUAGGUUAAUUGUUUCAGCUAAUUCAUUUUCAUUUAUGAUUGGGGUAAAAUUAAUAUUAAACUAUAAGUCAUGAAUGAAUCCUGUUUCAUUCAGACACAAAACGCUUAAUCUAAUGUAAUAAAAUUAUGGUAAUCUGCCACUUGAGCGUUGGCCAAGGAAAAUUCCAGUUGUUACUAUUGAUAAUUGGAUGUGCUAUUUAAACAAUUAUUCUUUUAUCGAUAAGACCCAAAACGAUGGAAAUGUUUUUUUAUGACAUUUCAGCACAUAUAUAAUACAAAUAAAAUGCUAGACAUGCAUAACAAAAUUAAAGAUAAUGUAUGAAAAUGAAAUUAUUCAUAGUUUUCCACCAAAGUGGCAAUGAAGUGUUUAAAAAUAUAAUUUAUGCCACAGCCACGAAAACAGUUGCGGAACAUGAACCCGUGUAAAUAGGAAGGGAAACGCUCUCGGCUGGUACUUAACUCUUUUCAUUUUGCGCACUAUCAUCAUCAGCACUGUAAAUAGAAUUGGAACUGUUAACAGACAUCAGUAGUAUAAGAAUACUUGUUUUUAAAUAGCACUUCAGAUUGCUUCAAACCGGAACAACUGGAUUUUUCCUUGGCCGACGCUGAAGUGGUAGAUUACCAAAUUUAUUUGAUCCUGCUCCUCACCUAAACGGCAUGAUUUAUUAAUUUUUUUUAAUUGGAUAGUGUUUCAAAUCUAUUGUAUUGUAAUUGUAAGAUGAAAGCGAGAGUUGUGUUUUGUUUUAUUUCAACAUGUAAAUAUAACAUUUAUUUAUUUUUUGUUUCAAUGCAUUCUUCUGCUACUAUCAACAGGCAAACAACACACUUUCUCGUAAAGCAGAUGCACUUUUAACUUUACUCUUGACAAGAGGACCUCAUGCUUUCAAUGCCCUUUAUGAGGCUGUUAAAACAGCAGAGCUCAAUGGUGCUGCAGAUAUUUUAAUGCCUCAAAAUGCUCCUCACUGGAAGAAACCUGAUGUAGACAGUUAACAGCUCAAGAAAGUUAGGAACCAGAUAAUGUUAGCAUGUAAUUAAUUUAAGUUACCACUGAUUCCAUGUUGCCUAAAGUCUAAACUGUUAGGGGAAAGGAUAUGAAUUUUUCAAGAUUAGUUGCUUUUUUUAUGAAUUGAGUUACUGUAUUUAAUAUUUUGUUUGCAAAAAAUUUUUAUUUGCAGUGAGCAUUAAAUAUUCAUAAAAAUAAUCAGAUGAUCUUUAAACUUUAAUUAGUUUUUAACUCUUGAUUUCUGACAGGUUCUUGCGUUUUUAUAAACCCUGAAAAAUAAUCUUCAAUCUUUAUUUGAGUGUUUCUACUGAGUACCGGUACACUUAAUUUCUCUGUGAGAUUGUUAUAAUGUUGCUAAUACCCGGUAGUGGUACUAAUAUUGUUAUCCUGCCUUAAAUACUUUGUUAAAUUUUUUUUUACAAUUUAUUGCUGUGUAUUAUUUAGCUGAAUGUGAACAUUUGACAGAUGGCUUUUUUCUGCACCAAAGGUAAUGUUAAAAUAAUAAUUAACACAUUCCUAAUCAUAACACAGCCGAAACAGUAAAGGCUUAUUUUUUAAGGUCUGAUUAGUAAUUAUCCUGAUAUAAAUAGUUCAUCUUUGAUAGGAAAUAAACAUUACUUUAUAAUGUUUCAGAUUUUUUGGCAUAGACCAUUUAUUUUUUAUUAUGUACGGUACAAGCAGUUUGUUACAUAAAUACAUUUUAAACUAGUUAACAGUUACAGCCUUUCACAUAUUGGUCUCAAGAGCUGCAGGUGUCAUGACAAAAUAAUUCUCAUUAUAACUUAUAACUGUUUAUAGAAUUUUUACCAUUGUUUUAAGUGUGCCAUACUGAAUUUGUGACGGAUGAUUUUAAAGGUUGUUGAAUCAUUAUUUUUCCCUUUAAACUCUCUUAACUGGCAAGUAUUACUUUCUUUUCUUUAUACAUAUUUUAAAUACCUUACUUUUCUCAGCAUCAUAUCAGUGUAGUUUUAAUCUGUCACUGCAUACACAUUUAUGAAGUGGAAAUAUCAGAAAUAAACUUUUUUUGUAAUACUUUUAAACAUACUUUUUAGCUUUCCAAGUUGGUGUAAGUUGUUCAAAUUUAAUUUCUCUGCACAUUUUAUUUGAAAGAAUUCCAACCCCAAUUCAUCACAGGCUUAAAACGCAUAUUAAUUUCUUUUUAGUAUUAAUUCCAUAUUCAUUGUGAAAUGCUGAUGUAAUUAAUUUUUUUUAUGUGCCAUAUUUAUGUCAAUCUGUUCAAUGUAUAUGUAAUUAUAAAUAACUUUUAAAAAGAAAUUGUUUUUGACUGGACUAAAAAAUAUUUGCCUAUAAUUUUAACCAAACAUAUAAUUUAAAUUUAAUAUAAAAUAAAAUGGUAUUGUUAAUUUUUUAUCUUGGUCUUCAAAUUCAUUAAAUUUAUAAAGUUCAAGGGGACCAUCUUGAUAUCAGUAUGCUACUGUUUUACCUAUGUAAAGGUCUAGCAUUUAAAUACUACCCAUGCAUUUAAGGUACCAGUAAAAGGUAAAAAAAAAAAGUCACCCGGCUGGGUU
Lymnaea stagnalis (great pond snail) is the source of this 3345-nucleotide messenger RNA. The record is from the annotation of a GenBank genome assembly. Lineage: Eukaryota; Metazoa; Mollusca; Gastropoda; Lymnaeidae.